Messenger RNA from Halichondria panicea, 2115 nucleotides. RefSeq names its product proprotein convertase subtilisin/kexin type 6-like. NCBI's taxonomy places the organism in Eukaryota, Metazoa, Porifera, Demospongiae, Suberitida, Halichondriidae. The coding region runs from base 139 to 2115 and encodes 658 amino acids. Gene Ontology annotation, molecular function: serine-type endopeptidase activity. Gene Ontology annotation, cellular component: trans-Golgi network; Golgi membrane. The record is from RefSeq and is a predicted model, not a curated record. Gene Ontology annotation, biological process: protein processing. The transcript has 11 exons.
AUACUACUAUAGAGAGAUAGUGCUAUUAAUUGCACAAAGAAUAGCUGAAGAACUCCUUUUGGUACGUCUCACAAUACUCUCUUGUAUUCCUGGUCUAGAUUUAAUUAUUGAAAAACCAGAGUACAAAAAUCUGGUGACAUGUUGCAAGCAGUGUUUCUGAUGUUGGUGCUAACAGCCACACUCUCUGGAGGUGAAGCCAGGGCCUACACCAACAGCUGGGCAGUGGCAGUGGAGGGAGGAGCAGAAGCUGCUGACCAGCUUGCUGCAAAACAUGGCUUUACCAACUUAGGCAUGGUGAGCCCAGAUCUCCUCAAGGACGUGUACCACUUUGUGAUGCCUGAGCACACUUUACUUGGGAAGAGAAGCCUCAGUGGUCUGCCAGUCUACCAUCUCAGUCAGACUCUGGAGAGUGAGAGCAACGUUGGAUAUGUGAAGCAGCAAGAGCUGAAGAAGAUGGUCAAGAAGGGAUACUCUGUGCCCAGUGACCCACAAUGGAACACUCAAUGGCAACUGUUGAACAAUGGCCAGCUGCCUGCAGCGUCUGGCGGCAGGGACUUGAAUGUGGAGAGGGCGUGGCUACAGGGGAUAACAGGAUGUGGCAGUGUGGUAGCCAUUGUGGAUGACGGGGUGGAGUACACUCACUCUGAUCUGAGAGCAAACUAUAACUCCUCCAUUCAAACUGAUGUGGUGGAUAAUGACGACAAUCCUUUCCCAAUCAUCAAUAGCCGUGGGGAUAGGGAGUCUCACGGGACUAACUGUGCGGGAGAGAUCGCCAUGGCAAAGAGCAACUCACACUGUGGAGUGGGAGUAGCCUACAACAGUCAGAUCACAGGCGUACGGUUGAUAGGACGAAGAGAUUCUACUGACAUCACAGAGGCUAGUGCACUCGGUCACAUGACAGACAAGAUUCAGAUAUACAGCAACAGUUGGGGACCACAUGAUGACGGUAGAGCUGAUGGACAACCUGGAGAACUGCUCUCUCAAGUACUCGAGACAGCAGCAAGAACUGGUCGUCAGGGUAAAGGAACCAUUUUCAUGUUUGCUGCUGGCAAUGGUGGAGAGAUGGGAGACUCAUGUGCUGCUGAUGGCUAUUGCAGCAGUAUCUACACUAUUGGGAUAGGAGCUGCUAAUAGCAAUGGAGAACAAACGCCGUACGAUGAGCAGUGUGCUGGGAAGAUGGCCGUGGCAUUUGUUGAUAGCACUAGUCGAUUCAAACUUGUGACAACUACAAGUGCUGAGGAUACUUGUAUCAAGGACUUUGAUGGUACUAGUGCUGCAGUACCCCUGGCUUCUGGAAUAGUUGCACUCAUGCUUGAAGCAAAUGAUGACCUGACCUGGCGGGAUGUGCAGUAUCUAAUUGCAUACACCUCCAAUCGUGACAUCCUAGUCAACGGGGACUGGUUUACAAAUGGUGCCACUCCAUCGCUGAGGGUCAGUCACAAGUUUGGAUUUGGUGCUCUAGAUGCAGAGGCAUUAGUUACUCGUGCCCGGAACUGGAUCAGCGUGCCCGAACAACAGAUUCACACUACUGUACCUUCAACUAGCAUAGGAUUGGUGCCUGGACCUAACGAUCCGUUGGUUGUUUCACAAAUGUACUCAUCGGACAUCGGUUUUCUCGAGCAUGUUGUUGUGGAACUCACUCUCUCCUUCCCCGAUGUCGAAUACUAUUAUUACUACGAUUAUUAUGACACAACAGAGUCAUUAGACAAUGGCGCAUAUCGAGGCAAUAUUCAAGUGGAGCUCACUUCUCCCUCUGGAACCAGCUCAAUCAUUCUGCCAUAUCGACUUUUCGAUGUUACAUCGGAUACUUACUCUAAUUUUCGGUUUUCAUCCGUUCAUUUCUGGGGGGAGAACUCGAAUGGAGUAUGGAAAAUAACUGUACUAAAUAGAAACAACUUUGAACAUGCUACUGUUGAAGUGACCAUCCAUGGUAUAACAUUUUACGGUACUGACAACACGCCCGAAGCUGUCAGUCGAAUCCCUACUCAGUGCCACGAGAGCUGUGACCCCAACAAAGGCUGUGCAGCGUCGGGGGCUCAGUAUUGCGAUGCUUGUGCCAAUCUACGUAAUGCUAUGACACGGGAGUGUAUCGAUUCUUGCCCUCAGAAUUUAUAG